CCGGGGCGGGCUCGCACCCCGAGGAGACACGGGCCUCCCCGCGCCCACCUUUGAUCGCGCCGCCUUCCCCGCCCCCGGCCCGGGAGGGUAUAAGUGGAGCCCGCGCCCCUCCGGGCGGCGCGCUGGGCUCCGGAGCGAUGGCCGCAGCCGAGUCCAGUGAGCUCCAGUUCGCCGAGGGCGCCGCGUUCCCAGCGUACCGGGCUCCCCACCCCGGCGGGGCGCUCCUGCCGCCCCCGAGUCCCGCCGCAGCCCUGCUCCCCGCACCACCCGCGGGCCCCGGCCCAGCGCCCUUCGCGAGCUUCCUCGGCCGGGAUCCCGGGCCGGCCCCGCCGCCCCCAGCCAGCCUGGGCUCUCCUGCGCCCCCCAAAGGCGCGGCCGCCCCGUCCGCGUCGCAGCGCCGCAAGCGCACGUCUUUCAGCGCAGAGCAGCUGCAGCUGCUGGAGCUCGUCUUCCGCCGGACCCGGUACCCCGACAUCCACCUGCGCGAGCGCCUGGCCGCGAUCACCCUGCUCCCCGAGUCGAGGAUCCAGGUAUGGUUCCAGAACAGGCGUGCCAAGUCCCGGCGUCAGAGUGGGAAAUCCUUUCAACAUUUGGCUAGGCCGGAGAUUAUCCUCAACCACUCUGCUCCUGGAACUGAAGCGAAAUGUCUGAAGCCCCAGCUGCCUCUUGAGGUGGAUGUGAACUGCCUGCCUGAUCCAAACGGGGUUGGAGGGGGCAUCUCUGACUCUAGCUCCCAAGGUCAGAAUUUUGAAACCUGUUCCCCUCUCUCUGAAGACAUUGGUUCAAAACUGGACUCAUGGGAGGAACACAUCUUUUCUGCCUUUGGUAACUUUUGAGGAUUCUGGGAGAAUUCGGGAUAAGCUCUGAGGAGUCAUGACUGAUAGCCUGGGAGAGACACAUCCGCAUACUGUCCUUUCUGACUUCCAUGCUAAGGACAUGUGCUUGUUAACCUUGACGAUGUUA
Messenger RNA from Piliocolobus tephrosceles (Ugandan red Colobus), 963 nucleotides. RefSeq names its product Mix paired-like homeobox (gene MIXL1). The coding region runs from base 138 to 836 and encodes 232 amino acids. The transcript is spliced from 2 exons. The record is from RefSeq and is a predicted model, not a curated record. NCBI's taxonomy places the organism in Eukaryota, Metazoa, Chordata, Mammalia, Primates, Cercopithecidae. Gene Ontology annotation, molecular function: DNA-binding transcription activator activity, RNA polymerase II-specific; RNA polymerase II cis-regulatory region sequence-specific DNA binding. Gene Ontology annotation, biological process: endoderm formation; endoderm development; regulation of transcription by RNA polymerase II.